Messenger RNA from Lathyrus sativus (Indian pea), 303 nucleotides. NCBI's taxonomy places the organism in Eukaryota, Viridiplantae, Streptophyta, Magnoliopsida, Fabales, Fabaceae. The record is from the annotation of a GenBank genome assembly.
AUGUUAGUUUCAUGGAAUGUGAGGGGCCUGAAUAGGAGGGUUAAGACUAAAGAAGUUAGUGCCCGCCUCCGUUCUCUUAACCCUAUGAUCUGCAUUUUGCUCGAAACCAGAGUGAAGCAGGAAAAAGCUGACAGAAUUAGAUGUAAAUUGAGGAGUACAUGUAGUUUUUUGGAUAACUAUACUAACCAUGUGAAUGGCAGAAUCUGGAUCUGGUGGGACAAUGCCAAAACUGAAGUUAGGAAAGUUACUAGCUCUCGUCAAAUGAUUCACUGUGGAGUCUAUGAUAUGAAUGGGGUUUUCUAG